Molecule: messenger RNA, 902 nt
Organism: Sitodiplosis mosellana (orange wheat blossom midge)
Lineage: Eukaryota; Metazoa; Arthropoda; Insecta; Diptera; Cecidomyiidae
Gene: mRpL22
Product: 39S ribosomal protein L22, mitochondrial
Exons: 3
Coding region: 195-815 (206 amino acids)
Biological process (GO): ribosome assembly; translation
Cellular component (GO): ribosome; mitochondrial large ribosomal subunit
Molecular function (GO): structural constituent of ribosome
Source: RefSeq, a predicted model, not a curated record
CCGUAUAAACAAACAGUUCGUUAUGACAGACGUCAAACGAAAUUCACUCAAUUUACUCUCAACAACGCUCUCUGGGCAAUUUCAUUCACUAAACUCUCGUUGACACUUCACGAUUGACAAACAUAACCUCAUAUUUUGUAGAAAAUAACCUCUUCAGUAGCAAGCAAAACAAGAAAGAGUUUUUUUUUUCGAAAAUGUUGUCAAUUUUUCGAGGUAUUGCCUCGAAAAUCGCACCGAGCGUAUCAGUUUUGAGCAAUUCACAAUUCCAUACCAGCGCCAUGCUGCAGAAAGAAAAGGGUGACAACGAUGGGCCAACACAUUUUCUUUCGUACAAUGACAAAAUGUAUCCACCACAAAGACCAGACGAAGAACCCAGACCGGCGUUUAUUUGCCACCAAAAGGCGAAUAUCAAGUACAGUCCAGAAAAGAUGUGGUACAUUGCUUGCUUGAUUCGCGGUAUGACGAUUGAUGAGGCAGUUCGCCAGCUGCGAUUUGUUGCCAAAAAAGGUGCUGUUUCGAUAUUGGAAACACUUUUGGAAGCCCAAGAAAAAGCAGUUAAAGAGCACAACGUUGAAUUCAAAAGCAACUUGUGGGUUGCCGAAUCAUUCUGUGGCAAAGGAUACGUUCUCAAAGGGAUUCGUCGUCAUGCAAAACGCAGAAUUGGACGUGUGGAAUACAAAUACUGUCACUAUUUCGUUCGUUUAGAAGAGGGAAAACCACCAAAAGACUACUAUCGCAACCAAGUCACACCCGAACAGAAGCUCGAAAAAUGGCUGGAAGAUAAACGGAAGAGAAAGAUUUAUAAUUCCCUGUAACUUACCUUUGAAUUGCAAGUUGUUUCAUUGUGUACGUUCAUCGCUACGUUGAAUUUAGAAAUAAAAAGUCGAAAAUUUUAAACUUGA